Molecule: messenger RNA, 1905 nt
Organism: Anopheles stephensi (Asian malaria mosquito)
Lineage: Eukaryota; Metazoa; Arthropoda; Insecta; Diptera; Culicidae
Gene: Gr21a
Product: gustatory and odorant receptor 22
Exons: 5
Coding region: 394-1797 (467 amino acids)
Biological process (GO): sensory perception of taste
Cellular component (GO): membrane; dendrite; axon
Source: RefSeq, a predicted model, not a curated record
AUUACAAAACCUUCUGUUUUACUGAAGCCUUCCCCGCGGUCAGUCAACACCGCACUGGGUCAUUUGGGUCAGCGUGAACUAUUUUCCCGACUGCACACAUAGCUCCCAAGAUUGAAAACAUUAAUCUGUGAAGCUAAAGAGCAACAGCAACCGGCAAGAAAUCGACCUCAAAAUCUUAUCUUGCCCUGUUGUGUCGGGUGAGGAAAUUCAAACCCUCCAUUCGGCCGGGGAGACCUCAGCCGGGAGAUUUCACACACGCCAAACGUACAUAAUUUGUUUUGAGAUAAAAGUGAAAACUACGCCACGUUAAGCAGUAUACACACACACGCAAACCUACUUUGUGGGGGAGUCAUUUCGUCAUCGGGGUGGAAUUGAGAUUGGAACGACUUCAUCAUGAUUCACUCUCAGAUGGAAGAUUCCCAGUACGAGAUCCGCCAUCAGGUGCUGAAUCCGAACCAGCGCCAACAGCUGGAGGACCGGCGGCGGAUCAAGGAGCAGCUGCAUCAGCUCGAGCAGGAUAACGAGUCGCCGACGCACAUGUACCGGCGCAAGCUGAAGAUAUCCACCGACGUAAAUCUGCUCGACCAGCACGAUUCGUUCUACCACACCACCAAAAGUUUGCUGGUGCUGUUCCAGAUCAUGGGCGUGAUGCCGAUUAUGCGCAGCCCGAAGGGUGUCGAUAUGCCCCGUACCACCUUCACCUGGUGCUCGAAGGCGUUCCUUUGGGCGUACUUCAUCUAUGCGUGCGAAACGAUCGUUGUGCUCGUGGUCGCCCGCGAGCGCAUCAACAAGUUCAUCUCCACCAGCGACAAACGGUUCGACGAGGUGAUCUACAACAUCAUCUUCAUGUCGAUUAUGGUGCCGCACUUUCUGCUACCGGUCGCUUCCUGGCGCAACGGUCAGGAGGUGGCCAAGUUCAAGAACAUGUGGACGGACUUUCAGUACAAGUAUCUUAUCGUCACCGGGAAGCCAAUCGUUUUCCCCAAGCUGUAUCCCAUUACGUGGGCGUUAUGCAUCGUGUCGUGGACAUUGAGUCUGGUAAUCAUCCUGUCGCAGUAUUAUCUGCAGCCUGACUUCCAAUUUAGCCACACCUUUGCGUACUACCACAUCAUAGCUAUGCUGAACGGAUUCUGUAGCCUUUGGUUUGUCAACUGUACCGCAUUCGGUACGGCUAGCAAGGCCUUCGCGAAAGAGCUAACAGACGUGCUGGCUACCGAGCGGCCAGCGGCGAAAUUGACCGAAUAUCGUCACCUGUGGGUGGAUUUGAGUCACAUGAUGCAGCAGUUGGGUAAAGCCUACUCCAACAUGUACGGAAUCUACUGUUUGGUGAUAUUCUUUACUACCAUUAUUGCCACUUACGGCUCGCUGAGCGAAAUUAUCGAGCACGGUGCCACAUAUAAGGAAGUGGGUUUAUUUGUCAUUGUUUUCUAUUGCAUGAGCCUGCUGUUCAUCAUUUGCAACGAGGCCCACCAUGCAUCCAAAAGGGUUGGACUGAACUUUCAGGAACGAUUGUUGAAUGUUAAUCUGACGGCAGUCGACAAGGCUACGCAGAAGGAGGUGGAAAUGUUUCUUGUCGCCAUCGAUAAAAAUCCGCCUACGAUGAAUCUUGAUGGGUACGCCAACAUUAAUCGGGGACUGAUCACAUCGAACAUUUCCUUCAUGGCAACCUAUUUAGUGGUUUUGAUGCAGUUCAAAUUGACUCUACUUCGCCAGAGUGCUAAAAAUGCGUUCAUUGCUUCGCUCAAAUCUAACCUGUCCAGAAUUCGCACACUCGAUGUGGACAAACUUCGGACCUAGGAGAUGAAACAGAUGAUUAUGUUAGAGCUGCUGCUGAGAGAUUAGGUGUAACAGCAAAUAUAACUGUACUGUCAUUAGGAAACAACCCAUAGAAAGAAGAAACUUUGA